Messenger RNA from Anguilla anguilla (European eel), 1340 nucleotides. It is a transcript of the gene maip1, whose product is annotated as matrix AAA peptidase interacting protein 1. The coding region runs from base 38 to 778 and encodes 246 amino acids. NCBI's taxonomy places the organism in Eukaryota, Metazoa, Chordata, Actinopteri, Anguilliformes, Anguillidae. Gene Ontology annotation, biological process: inner mitochondrial membrane organization; protein insertion into mitochondrial inner membrane from matrix. The transcript has 6 exons. Gene Ontology annotation, molecular function: ribosome binding. The record is from RefSeq and is a predicted model, not a curated record. Gene Ontology annotation, cellular component: mitochondrial inner membrane.
UAGUAGACGGAGCCCAGGGGUAGAUGGGAGUCACACAAUGGCGCUGCCCGUUCUAGGGAGGUGUUGCACCCGGCCUCCAACGUUACUAACUCGCUUCUUUAGAGUUGAUCGGGGUGUACUGGUCCGUACUACGAGCAUAAAUCGGACACCGGUGGCUCCUGUCCUGUCCACGGUUCGACUGUUCAGUUCACGCCGUGAUGGACACUCCAACAGACAGACAAAGAAAGUGGUAGUAGUUGGUGUCCCCAACCCUUUUGUAUGGUUCAGAACCCGAAUAUACUACUUCUUGAUCAGGUCCUAUUUUGACAAGGAAUUUAAUAUCGAGGAUUUUACGGAUGGGGCAAAGCAGGCCUUCUCCCUUGUCUCAAGGCUUCUUUCUCAAUGCCAGUUUGAGGCUCUUGAAGGUCUGGUGGCCAAAGAUCUGAUUGGCAAACUGGAGGAGAAAUGUACCCUUCUUUCUCCAAGCCACCGGGAGGCACUCUCUGCAGAACCAGAUGAAAUCAUGUACACCACACCAAGUGAUGUGGGGAUCUAUUAUGACGACAAUGGUCGUAAGUUUGUCAGUAUUCUGAUGCGGUUCUGGUACUUAACGAGUGCUGAGCUUCCGGAUGAAUCCCUGGAUGGCGCGCGCGUCUUCCAGGUAGCCCUUGGUGGAGAAAGGAUAUCAGAACAAAAGAGACUGCUCACGGCUAAUUACGAGUUUCAGCGGGAGUUUACCCAGGGGGUUCCACCGGACUGGACCAUCACCAGAAUAGAGCACUCAAAACUGCUUGACUGAGGGGGGCGGGGGGGAUGGGUUGGUGGUAAGGGGUAAUAUGACAGUAGAAGACCUACAGCAGAGACAGACACCACAGGGGCAAUGGGGGAACCUUCCCCAGUAGCUCCCUUUUUUGUAGCCCCAACCUGUAAACAAACCUGCCCCUGCAAAGCACUAAGACUGACCUUCAAAUUACCUGAACAUGGCCUGAAGGGCCAGGAGAGCAAUGGAAACAAUGGUGACGAAGGUCAGAGAUAUGUAAAAGUGUGAGGAAGAAUACCUUCCAGGAUCCCAUUCACUGUCAGCUUUACACUUUGAUUGGUUGACUGUGUCACUGCUGGGAACAUCUGACCAAUGUUCAGUGGCAGAACCUGUGUAUCUGCUGCAGGGACCAUGUCAUCUGUGGUGUGGACGUCUACAGUGCAGAAGAGCUUGCAACACCAUUGCAAUGUGGAGAAAAAAAUAAAGGAAACGUGCACUCAAAUCCCUUAUUCAUUUUAAAGUAUGGUUUGCAAAUUGAUAUUGUGGUGUCAAAGAUGAUUGGUGCCGGUAUUAAUCUAUUAAAAUAUCUUAUGAAAACCAA